CAGUUUCUUGCACAUCCUGAGCACACUACUCCAUGGACAAGAUGUCAUCAGCAGGUUUGAACGCUGGGAAGAAAAAUGCAUACAGAGCAAUCAAAGUAGAUCCUGAUGAGGAUUACUGUACCCCAGGUGCCUUUGAAUUGGAGCGACUCUUCUGGAAAGGAUGCCCGAAGUACACGCAUGUGAAUGAAGUCUGGCCAAACCUCUACAUAGGAGAUGAGAAAACUGCGUUAGAUCGCUACAGCCUUGAGAAGGCAGGCUUCACCCACAUCCUCAAUGCAGCCCAUGGUCAGCGGAACGUGGACACAGGACCAGAAUAUUAUCAUGACAUGACUGUGGAAUACCAUGGAGUGGAAGCAGAUGAUCUCCCCACUUUCAAGCUCAGCCAGUUCUUUUAUUCAGCUUCUAAAUUCAUUGAUAAUGCGCUUCAGGAUGAAAGAAACAAGGUUCUGGUUCACUGUGCUAUGGGUCGCAGCCGGUCAGCCACAUUGGUCUUGGCUUACCUGAUGAUUUACAAGAACAUGACAGUGGUGGAUGCCAUUGAACAAGUAUCAAGACACCGAUGCAUCUUGCCAAACCGGGGCUUCUUGAAGCAGCUGAGAGAACUGGACAUAGCGUUGGCACUGCAGAGGAGGAACACCAAAAACAGCCUACCACCUGAUGAUGAGAACAGCACCACGAUCUAGCAUUGUUCCUGGCAGGGUCGCGCUACUGGAAGAGAAACUCCAUAAAAGGA
Messenger RNA from Pelecanus crispus (Dalmatian pelican), 733 nucleotides. RefSeq names its product dual specificity phosphatase 29 (gene DUSP29). The record is from RefSeq and is a predicted model, not a curated record. Gene Ontology annotation, molecular function: protein tyrosine/serine/threonine phosphatase activity; MAP kinase phosphatase activity. NCBI's taxonomy places the organism in Eukaryota, Metazoa, Chordata, Aves, Pelecaniformes, Pelecanidae. Gene Ontology annotation, biological process: negative regulation of MAPK cascade; protein dephosphorylation. Gene Ontology annotation, cellular component: cytoplasm.